AUGAAAAACACAGAGUCCAGGCUCGCUAUCAUACUGCUCGAUCAAGGGCUGUUCACGGUCUACAAGCGACUGUUUGUGGUUUGCUUCGCUCGGAACAUUACGUGUUUGGUUCUAGCAGCCACAGGCCAGUUCCCUUAGGCCAGGAACAGAGCAGCCCUGUUCUCCAUCGCAAACAUUUUCGCUUUGACGCUAUGUCGAAGCGAGGCCUUUUUGCGGGUUGUCUUCUGGCUCGCCGUCAACCUCUUAGGCUGGUCAUGGAUUCCUCUUUUUGUCAAGACUGCUACAACAUCUCUUCUCCAGAGUCUUGGCGGCGGUUGCGGCGUUUCUUCUAUUGCGUGGUUAAUUUACGCCUUGGUUCUGGCUCUUAAAGACAAGGAUAACACUUCCUCUGCAAUUAUAGCCCUGGCCUCGGUCAUUCUCGGCCUUCUUUGCCUCUCUUCACUCCUCUGGGCCUCUAUCAAUCUCACAAGAUCAUACUUCUCAAACUCCAACACUUACACCAGGGAUCUCAAAUCAAGGCUUGCAAAACAAAAAGAAUUCUGGUUCACAAUUGCCAUUACCAUGCUAAUUAUCAUCCCAUGGCUAACAGUUAGACGCGCGCCGGUUAAAGUCUCUGCUCCUUCGGGCCAUGCCUUGAUUAUCAAGUUCAAAGGAGGAGUGAAGGCUGGAAUACUUGACAGAAUUAGCCCGUCCCCGUUCUCCGAAUGGCACGCGUUUGGAUUCAUCUCCGACGGGAAGGAAGAGCACAUGAUGUUGGCAGGAGCCGUGGGGGACUUCACUAAAUCGCUGGUUACGAACCCGCCGAGCCAUUUGUGGGUUCGGCAAGUGCAUUUCUCAGGAUUGCCUUAUCUAGUGAACAUGCACAAGAGAGUUUUGUUGGUGGCUACCGGGUCAGGAAUCUGCGUGUUCCUCUCGUUUCUGUUACAGCGGAGUUCGGCGAAGGUAUUGGACUGUGGAUAUCCCAAAGACAAGGUUAUAGUUCAUGACACGGCCCUGUUGGGAAGGCCUAAUGUGUCGCAGAUGAGCGUGGAAGCUGCGAGAGCGUGGGGAGCAGAAGUGGUGAUCGUGACGAGCAAUCCUCAAGGCAGCAGGGACGUGGUUAAUGCAUGCACGGCUGCUGGAAUUGCAGCGUUUGGCCCCAUAUGGGACUCUUAA
Messenger RNA from Morus notabilis, 1155 nucleotides. RefSeq names its product adenylate-forming reductase 03009. NCBI's taxonomy places the organism in Eukaryota, Viridiplantae, Streptophyta, Magnoliopsida, Rosales, Moraceae. The record is from RefSeq and is a predicted model, not a curated record.